This is a messenger RNA of Owenia fusiformis, 1287 nucleotides long. NCBI's taxonomy places the organism in Eukaryota, Metazoa, Annelida, Polychaeta, Sabellida, Oweniidae. The record is from the annotation of a GenBank genome assembly.
ACUAUAGCUCGAUGACCGGUUUUGUUUGUUUCCUCGGCUUUCGCUUCAACUAGAUAGAAUUCCCAGAGAGCGGUUGCCCAGGUAACCGCUGCUUGCCAAAUAAGGAGGAACGGAUUUCGGGUCCGUAGAGAAUCGGACUUGAUAAGUAUUUAUACUCCCAAACUCUUACAGAUACUACCUGGUAGAAACUCAUCACUACAAUUGCUUUGAAUUCAAACAACUUGAAGAUAAAAACAACAAUUGGACUGUGAUCUGAAUUAAACAUAAGAACUGACGAGACGGGAUCUUAACUUCCGAGGGUAGCUGAAUGCGGUGUAAAGAACAUCAGUAAACGCAACCACAUAGCUAAGGAGUCAAGAUGGUGGCCAGAAAAGUUCCGAAAGAGGUCCAACAAAUAUUUGAUCGCUACAUCAAGAACAAUGUAAGGCGUCUGAAAAAGGCAGACGCCAUCAUCAUGCUGAACAAAGAGUUUGAAUUAUCUGAGGAGCAAGCGAACGUUAUGUUUGACACAUUUGAUAAAGACAAGAAUGGAAUAAUGAGCAUUUGGGAGUUCCACCAGUUCUAUCAAACAGUUGGAGCAAGUGCACACGAAAUGGUAGAGAAAUUCAAGGAAAUGGAUAAAGAUGGCUCUGGGCAGUUGGACGCUGAUGAGGCGCGUGAAGGUCUCCGUUCAAUCAAAGUGGCCGAUGGGCGACCUCUGGCGGAAAAGGAAAUUGAAUUUUUUAUUAAAUCUACAGCCGGAGAGGACAAUGUGAUUGAUAUUGGGGAGUUCGCUAGCUUACUAUUCAGGCUAAAAUUGUGUAAGAAAUAGAGACUUCAAUUUAUUGACUAUCAGAACUUCUUCAAACAGACUUUCUUUCCAUUCUGCUCCCAUGGAAUUUUGGCCAUUAAGUUGAAUGAACACCAUAGUACUACUUUUGUAGAAACAGACUCAUGAAUGGAUUAUGUUUUGAUCCGUUACAAAAGGGUACUGAGGAACCAGAGAAUAAAAUGAAUCUUACGCAAGAGCCAUCUUUUAUUGCUAAUCAUUGGUAUAAUGAACAGUAUAAAUUACCAUGUCCGUUUAAACUUGAUUCUUCAAUAUAUAUUUGAAACAACAGCAAAACACCAUUAUAUAACAAGUUCUUAUAUUUUAGGUAGAAAAGACUAUAUUUAUACAAUAUGCAUGUUUUUGUAAUCGUACACUGUUAAAAUGUUAUAUUUGUAUUAAGAAAUAAAGAAUAUAAAAGUUAUAGAGUAUCUAUUAUGAUUAUCUAGAAUUUACUGGCUUGGAAAAUUACAAUCUGC